Molecule: messenger RNA, 661 nt
Organism: Argiope bruennichi
Lineage: Eukaryota; Metazoa; Arthropoda; Arachnida; Araneae; Araneidae
Product: cyclin-dependent kinases regulatory subunit 1-like
Exons: 4
Coding region: 58-498 (146 amino acids)
Biological process (GO): regulation of mitotic cell cycle
Cellular component (GO): cyclin-dependent protein kinase holoenzyme complex; SCF ubiquitin ligase complex
Molecular function (GO): ubiquitin binding; protein kinase binding; cyclin-dependent protein serine/threonine kinase activator activity
Source: RefSeq, a predicted model, not a curated record
AUUCGAUUCUUGUAUUCGGAUUCUAUUUCAAAUGAAUCAGAUGUAGGGAGAACGGAAAUGAAGAGUGAAUACUUUUGGCGGUGUAUGCAAAACAUUUCUUUUGGCGAAAACAUUUUCCUCCAUUCCAUAACUUACUGCGGAUUUAAAAAGUUCUCUAUCUAUAACUGUAUUUCCUGUUGCUUUUGUUUGUUUAUCCAAAUUGGAUAUUGCAAGUUCACUCCAAACAAAAAUCAGAAAAUGACACGUGAUUCUAUUGGAUAUUCUGACAAAUAUACAGAUAAUGUCUAUGAAUACAGGCAUGUAAUUUUACCUAGUGAUAUAGCAGAGCUAGUUCCUCGAAAUCACUUAAUGACGGAAACUGAGUGGCGCAAUCUUGGUGUUCAACAAUCCCCUUUGUGGGUACAUUAUAUGGUCCAUAAUCCAGAACCUCACAUUUUGUUGUUCAGGAGAAAAUUGACUGAAGAAGAAAAAGAGAGACUUGCCACUAAUGCUGAAUAAUUAAGGGAAGGCAGUUUUUUUCCCCCAAGAAAAAUAUUUGAUAAGUUGAAUGGAAUUUAUAUUAGCAUUUUUAUAUACAUACUGUAUUUCUUAUCUACAUUUGUACAUAAUUCAAUAUUUUAUUUUGUAAAAGGAAAUAAAAAAUACUCUUCAUUUCUGUGUA